CUGUUCCCAGCUGUUACAGGUGUGUGUGAAGGUGUUUGCUCAGGUAUGGAUGAGCCUGAGGAGAAAGAGGAGGGGCUCUUUGCCUUUGAAACUCCUCUGUCUGGAGAACAUGACAGAAGGACCAAAGCUAAGAGCCCAGUCCCGCAGGACAGACCAGACUCUUCUGAACCCAGUGGUGUGUCCAUGAGGAGUGAUGCGUCGAAGCGGUUACCUAUUCAUUUCAAAGACAGACGUCACUCUAUUGAUGACAUAGACCAACUGUCUGCAGAAGCUUUCAGUGUUCAGUCUGCCCAGACGCUUCAAACAGACCCGAUCUCUGUAUUUACGCUGCUUGAGGAGAGCAUUAUCACUUUUGUGAAGAACGAGCUGAGAAGGCUUCAGAGGAAUCUGAAUCCAGCCUACCCAGCAUGCUUACAGAGGCAGAGUGAGUACGAGGAGGUGCUGGAUGAUGAGGAGGAGGAGCAGUGGAGGAGCAGCAGGGAGGCUUUUCUGCAGAUCACACUGCACUUCCUGAGGAGAAUGAAGCAGGAGGAGCUGGCUGAGCGUCUGCAGAGCAAAACUCCUGCUGCAGUGUGCCAACAUAAACUCAAAUCUAAACUAAAGGAGAGUUUUGAGUGUGUGUUUGAGGGGAUUGCUAAAGCAGGAAACCCAACACCACUGAAUCAGAUCUACACAGAGCUGUACAUCACAGAGGGAGAGAGUGGAGAGCUCAAUGAGGAACAUGAGGUCAGAUGGAUUGAAACAGCAUCCAGGAAACCAGUGAGACCAGAAACAACAAUCAAAUGUGAAGAUAUCUUUAAACCCUUACCUGGAAGAGAUCAGCUAAUCAGAAGAGUGAUGACAAAGGGAGUGGCUGGCAUUGGGAAAACAGUCUUAACACAGAAGUUCACUCUGGACUGGGCUGAACACAAAGCCAACCAGCAUGUCCACUUCACAUUUCCAUUCACUUUCAGAGAGCUGAAUCUGCUGAGAGGGAAAAAGUUCAGCUUGGUGGAACUUAUUCAUCUCUUCUUCUCUGAGACCAGAGAAGCAGGAAUCAGCAGGUUUGAGCAGUUCCAGGUUGUGUUGAUCUUUGACGGUCUGGAUGAGUGUCGACUUCCUCUGGACUUCGAGAACAACCAGAUCCUGACUGAUGCUACGGAGUCCACCUCAGUGGACGUUCUGCUGACAAACCUCAUCAAGGGGAACCUGCUUCCCUCUGCUCGCCUCUGGAUAACCACACGACCCGCAGCAGCCAAUCAGAUCCCUCCUGAGUGUGCUGACAUGGUGACAGAGGUGAGAGGCUUCACUGACCCACAGAAGGAGGAAUACUUCAGGAAGAGAUUCAGAGAUGAGGAGCAGGCCAGCAGAAUCAUCUCCCACAUCAAGACGUCACGAAGCCUCCACAUCAUGUGCCACAUCCCAGUCUUCUGCUGGAUCACUGCUACAGUUCUGGAGGACGUGUUGAAAACCAGUGAGGGAGGAGACCUGCCCAAGACCCUGACUGAGAUGUACAUCCACUUCCUGCUGGUUCAGACCAAACUGGGGAACAUCAGGUAUCAUGGGAGAGCUGAGACAGAUCCACUCUGGACUCCAGAGACCAGGGAGAUGAUCCUGUCUCUGGGAAAACUGGCCUUUGAGCAGCUGGAGAAAGGCAACCUGAUCUUCUAUGAAGAAGACCUGGCAGAGUGUGGCAUUGAUAUCAGAGCAGCCUCAGUGUACUCAGGAGUGUUCACACAGAUCUUUAAAGAGGAGCGUGGGCUGUACCAGGACAAGGUUUUCUGCUUCGUCCAUCUAAGCGUUCAGGAGUUUCUGGCUGCUAUUCAUGUCUUUGUGACAUUCAUCAACUCUGGAGUCAAUCUGCUGUCAGAAGGACAAUCAACCUCCCAACUAAAACACCUCUACCAGAGUGCUUUGGACAAAGCCUUACAGAGUUCAAAUGGACACCUGGACUUGUUCCUGCGCUUUCUCCUGGGUCUUUCACUGCAGACCAAUCAGACUCUCCUACGAGGCCUGCUGACACAGACAGGAAGUGGCUCACAGACCAAUCAGGUAACAGUCCAGUACAUCAGAGACAAGAUUAGGGAGAAUCCCUCUCCAGAGAGAAGCAUCAACCUGUUCCACUGUCUGAAUGAGCUGAAUGACCAUUCUCUAGUGGAGGAGAUCCAACAGUACCUGAGAUCAGGAAGUCUCUCCACAGAUGAACUCUCCCCUGUUCAGUGGUCAGCUCUGGUCUUCAUCUUACUGACAUCAGAGAAGGAUCUGGAAGUGUUUGAUCUGAAGAAAUACUCUGCUUCAGAGGAGACUCUUCUGAGGCUGCUGCCAGUAGUCAAAGCCUCCAACAAAUCUCUGCUGAGUGUGUGUAAACUGUCAGAGAGAAGCUGUGAAGCUCUGGCCUCAGUUCUCAGCUCCCAGUCCUCCAGUCUGAGAGAGUUGGACCUGAGUAACAACGAUCUACAGGAUUCAGGAGUGAAGCUGCUCUCUGCUGGACUGGAGAGUCCACAUUGUAGACUGGAGACUCUCAAUCUGUCAGGCUGUCUGGUCACAGAGGAGGGCUGUGCUGCUCUGGCCUCAGCUCUGAGCUCCAAUCCCUCCCAUCUGAGAGAGCUGGACCUGAGCUACAAUCAUCCAGGAGCCUCAGGAGAGAAGCUGCUCUCUGCUGGACUGGAGGAUCCAACCUGGAGACUGGACAAGCUCAGCAUGGAUCAUGGUGGAGUGCAGAGGUUGAAAUCAGAUGUGAGGAAAUAUGCCUGUGAACUCACACUGGACCCAAACACAGCACACAGGAUCCUCUGUCUGUCUGAAGACAACAGGAAGGUGACAGCAGUGGAAGAGAAGCAGCCGUAUCCUGACCACCCAGAGAGGUUUGACCACAGAUACCAGGUGCUGUGUGCAGAAGGUCUGACUGGUCGCUGUUACUGGGAAGUUGUGAGGAAAGGAAGGAUUGAUAUAGGAGUGACCUACAGAGGAAUCAGCAGGAGAGGAGAGGGAGAUGACUGCACACUUGGAGAAAAUGACAUGUCCUGGAAUCUGCUGUGCUCCUAUAAUAGCUACACUGCCUGUCACAAUAAAAGAAAGACAGAAGGUAUCCCGUCACCUGACUCCUCUGACAGAAUUGGAGUGUAUCUGGACUGGUCUGCUGGCUCGCUGUCCUUCUACAAAGUCUCCUCUGACACACUGAUCCACAUCCACACCUUCACCUCCACAUUCAGCGAACCUCUUUACCCUGCGUUCAGGUUCGGGUUGAGGUCUGGCUCCUUGUCUCUGUGUCAGAUAGAGGAGUGAGAGUCGCCUCCUGCGUAGAGAAACACACAGGUUGAAAUGAAAGUUCAUUUUGCAAACACUCCUACCCAUACUCACACCAUCACACUGUUCAGUUAUCUUACAAAAACAGACGGGAGGAAAAUACAGACAGAAAUUCGCCCAGUAAAUGAAAAACAUAUGUAUGAGGAUUCAGUAGUAGGACGUACUCAUUCCGUUUCUGAAAAAAGUUUUAUUAUCACGGCCUGUUUUUGUACCUUAGAUGAGAUGACUAUGUGACUCUGUGACAGUGUAGUCUAGCUUGGUUAUGAUCCUUAUUAAUAACAUGUAUUAUUUUUCAACAUUUGUUUUUGCUUUAGUUUUGCUCACCUACCAGUAUUCAUCUACUUAAUUAUACACGAAUAAAUACAUGUGUACAUACACGUAUGUAUGCGUAUGCAUAUAUAUUUGUGUGCAGACAUGUAGGCUAUGCUUUCUUCUUUUCAUCUACAGACAUUUGAAAUGUACAACUAAAAUUUGACUGAUUGAUUGAUCUGUCUGCUAGAAAAGUCUUUGUAGUUCUGAUAAACUCUGUCUGUAAAUCAACACCUGUGACUUGUGGUAGACCGCUGGGCUCCAUUUUGGGCCCCAUCCACUUCUCAGUGUACAUGCUCCCUCUUGGCCAUACAUUAGAGGACAUAAUAAAAAAUAACAUAACAAUGGCAUAAUAAAAUAAAAUAAAUAAAGAGUUGAAUGUUGUGCUGUAUGAAGGCAGAGUGGAUUACAGAUCAAACACAUAAUUUCUGCACUACAGUGUGAGAUUGCAGGUGGUGACUUAGAGAACAGGACAGUGCUCAUCAAGCUACUUUGUCAAAGUAUCACAGAAUAUCACUACCUACUAUAAAUGGAAAAUGUGUAUUAAUGAAAGUACAGUUGUUAGUGGUGUCUUUCUGCCCUUAAGAUUCAGUUGAAACUAUUUAACACUUACUCAAGAAACCUGUCCUUAAAUUAAAAAAAAAAAUGUGAGUAAUGUGAUUUGAGGUGAAAACUCCAGACCCAAAUGUGGAGAAACUACAACUACUGUACAAAAUAGUGCUCAGAAUUUAAUAUAGGAGCGUUUUCACUUAAUUUAAUGGUUAAUUGGUAGUUUGGCCCUAUUGGCCAGGGAGCACUCCAUCACAACCGCAGACCAAUCAGAGCACAAGACCCUCCCUGUGUCGGUAAAAUUCCUCAGUUAGUUGCCUACACAGUCGGGAGUGGACGGACUUUCUAUUAGUUAUAAGUUUAUGUUCCCUGAAUUCUGUGCAUCAUAUUUCCUUUGGUGUGAGUCCCUGCCGUUCUAAGUAAGUUAUUUGUAA
Messenger RNA from Myripristis murdjan (pinecone soldierfish), 4577 nucleotides. Its product is annotated as protein NLRC3-like. NCBI's taxonomy places the organism in Eukaryota, Metazoa, Chordata, Actinopteri, Holocentriformes, Holocentridae. The record is from RefSeq and is a predicted model, not a curated record. Gene Ontology annotation, molecular function: protein binding. The transcript is spliced from 10 exons. The coding region runs from base 46 to 3264 and encodes 1072 amino acids.